CUCGAGCCGCCAGCUCCCGCCGCACCCCCGGCCCACCUAGUGGCCCCGGCCCUGGCCGCGGCCCCCGCGGCGGUUCCCCGAGCUCAUCCCGGACGCGCGCCCGGGCGGCGGAGGCUCGGCGGCCACCGCUGCCUCGGGGGAGCGAGGGCGGGAGGGUGUGUGUGUGCGCGUGUGAGCUGGGGGUGCCGGCGGGGCUGCAGCGGAGGCACUUUGGAAGAAUGACUCUGGAGUCCAUCAUGGCGUGCUGCCUGAGCGAGGAGGCUAAGGAAGCCCGGCGGAUCAACGACGAGAUUGAGCGGCAGCUCCGCAGGGACAAGCGGGACGCCCGCCGGGAGCUCAAGCUGCUGCUGCUCGGGACAGGAGAGAGUGGCAAGAGUACGUUUAUCAAGCAGAUGAGAAUCAUCCAUGGGUCGGGCUACUCUGAUGAAGACAAAAGGGGCUUCACCAAGCUGGUGUAUCAGAACAUCUUCACGGCCAUGCAGGCUAUGAUCAGAGCCAUGGACACGCUCAAGAUCCCCUACAAGUACGAGCACAAUAAGGCUCACGCACAAUUAGUUCGAGAAGUUGAUGUGGAGAAGGUGUCUGCUUUUGAGAAUCCGUAUGUAGAUGCAAUAAAGAGUUUAUGGAACGAUCCUGGAAUCCAGGAAUGCUAUGACAGACGACGGGAAUAUCAGUUAUCUGACUCUACCAAAUACUAUCUUAAUGACUUGGACCGCGUUGCCGACCCUGCCUACCUGCCUACGCAACAAGAUGUGCUCAGAGUUCGAGUCCCCACCACAGGGAUCAUCGAGUACCCCUUUGACUUACAAAGUGUCAUUUUCAGAAUGGUCGAUGUAGGGGGCCAAAGGUCAGAGAGAAGAAAAUGGAUACACUGCUUUGAAAAUGUCACCUCUAUCAUGUUUCUAGUAGCGCUUAGUGAAUACGAUCAAGUUCUCGUGGAGUCAGACAAUGAGAACCGAAUGGAGGAAAGCAAAGCACUCUUUAGAACAAUUAUCACGUAUCCCUGGUUCCAGAACUCCUCAGUUAUUCUGUUCUUAAACAAGAAAGACCUUCUAGAGGAGAAAAUUAUGUAUUCCCACCUAGUUGAUUACUUCCCAGAAUAUGAUGGACCCCAGCGAGAUGCCCAGGCAGCUCGAGAAUUCAUCCUGAAGAUGUUCGUGGACCUGAAUCCAGACAGUGACAAAAUCAUCUACUCCCAUUUCACAUGCGCCACAGACACCGAGAACAUCCGCUUUGUCUUUGCCGCCGUCAAAGACACCAUCCUCCAAUUGAACCUGAAGGAGUACAAUCUGGUCUAAUUGUACCUCCUUGACACUGCCCUGCCCUUCCCUUCCCUGGCGGGCUAUUGAAGCUAUACAAGAGGGACUGUAUUUCUGUGGGAAACAAUUUGCAUAGUACUAAUUUAUUGCCGUCCUGGACUCUGUGUGAGCGUGUCCACAGAGUUCGUAGUAAAUAUUAUGAUUUUAUUUAAACUAUUCAGAGGAAAAACAGGAUGCUGAAGUACAGUCCCAGCACAUUUCCUCUCUUUUUUUUAGGCAAAACCUCGUGACUCAAUGUAUUUUAAAUUCUCAGUCAUACACUCACAAAGAGCUGUUUCUUCCUCUCUCUCUCUCUCUCUCUCCCCUCUUCUUUUCUAUUGAGCAAAAUGAAGCCGAUUUUCCUUUUCCUAACCCAUCCCUUCCUCCUGAUUUUUCCCACAUUACAAUGGCCUUUAUCCUAGUUCCAUUCUUGGUCAAGUUUUUCUCUCAAGUGAUACAGUCAGGACAAUUGUCAUUCAAUUUAAGCCAUCAACAUCAGCUUAAUUUAACAGUUUGUAGUUUUUGCUGAAGGAUUAUAAGUAUUAAUACUGUGGUUUUAAAUGUAUUGCUCUGGAUACACAUGUAGAGGUUUUUUUACAUAAAUACAUCGUUUUGCCUCACUUUGGACUGGGACAGUGGAUGCCCAUCUAACGGUUAAGUGUCUUCUUUUUUCUUUUUUGGGGAUUUCUACCUUCAGCCAUAGCUCGGUUGCUCAGUGAACUGUACGGAAGUCAGUAAGGCCAGGGCCAAGACACACAGAAGUUCAUCCUUUUGAAAUGCCAUGUGCCAUUGUCCUUCCUCCUUUCCUUCCCUUUUUUUUCACCCUGCUUUCUUCAAACUGCAGAUGCCAAAAAAAAUAUGCCAAGAGACACUACAUUAUUCCAAUGGCUGCUACCCAGAUCCUUUUCAUAGGUUGCUCUUCAUUUUUUUUUCCUUCAGUUCAAACUUUUCCUCCCUUUUUUUUUUUUUCUUAGUGUUUGGGCCACAAUUUUUUAAAUGACUUUUAUUAAUGGGUAUGUGUUGCCAAAGCUGGCUUUUAAAAAAAAAUUUUUAGUAAGAACUUAAAA
Molecule: messenger RNA, 2365 nt
Organism: Lipotes vexillifer (Yangtze River dolphin)
Lineage: Eukaryota; Metazoa; Chordata; Mammalia; Artiodactyla; Lipotidae
Gene: GNAQ
Product: G protein subunit alpha q
Exons: 7
Coding region: 219-1298 (359 amino acids)
Biological process (GO): adenylate cyclase-activating G protein-coupled receptor signaling pathway; glutamate receptor signaling pathway
Cellular component (GO): cytoplasm; heterotrimeric G-protein complex
Molecular function (GO): GTPase activity; GTPase activator activity; guanyl nucleotide binding
Source: RefSeq, a predicted model, not a curated record